This is a messenger RNA of Hippopotamus amphibius kiboko, 1113 nucleotides long. It is a transcript of the gene NPSR1, whose product is annotated as neuropeptide S receptor 1. Gene Ontology annotation, molecular function: vasopressin receptor activity; neuropeptide receptor activity. The record is from RefSeq and is a predicted model, not a curated record. Gene Ontology annotation, biological process: positive regulation of release of sequestered calcium ion into cytosol; neuropeptide signaling pathway. The transcript has 9 exons. NCBI's taxonomy places the organism in Eukaryota, Metazoa, Chordata, Mammalia, Artiodactyla, Hippopotamidae. Gene Ontology annotation, cellular component: cytoplasm; membrane. The coding region runs from base 1 to 1113 and encodes 370 amino acids.
AUGGCAGCCAACCUCACAGAGGGCAGCCCGAAGUCCAACGGGACCGGGCAGGCACUGGAUUCUCCUGUCCCUUGCACUGAAAUGGUGACUUUCACUGCAGUGGUGGAAGGAGAGGAAUGGGGCUCCUUCUACUACUCCUUUAAGACUGAGCAGUUGAUAACUUUGUGGGUCCUCUUUGUUUUCACCAUUGUUGGAAAUGCCAUCGUGCUGUUCUCUACAUGGAGGAGGAAGAGGAAGUCAAGAAUGACCUUUUUCGUGACUCAGCUGGCCAUCACAGACUCUUUCACAGGACUGGUUAACAUCUUGACAGAUAUCAUCUGGAGAUUCACUGGAGACUUCAUGGCACCUGAUCUGGUUUGCCGAGUGGUCCGCUAUUUGCAGGUUGUGCUGCUCUACGCCUCUACCUAUGUCCUGGUGUCCCUCAGUAUAGACAGAUACCAUGCCAUCGUCUACCCCAUGAAGUUCCUGCAAGGAGAAAAGCAGGCCAAGGUCCUCAUCGUGAUUGCCUGGAGCCUCUCUUUCCUGUUCUCCAUUCCCACCCUUAUCAUAUUUGGGAAAAGGAAACUCUCCAAUGGUGAAGUGCAGUGCUGGGCCCUGUGGCCUGAUGACUCCUACUGGACCCCAUACAUGACCAUCGUGGCCUUCCUGGUGUACUUCAUCCCCCUGACAAUCAUCAGCAUCAUCUAUGCCAUUGUGAUCAGAACUAUUUGGGUCAAAAGCAAAGCCCACGAGACGGUGAUUUCCAACUGCUCAGAUGGAAAGCUGUGCACCAGUUACAACCGAGGGCUCAUCUCAAAGGCAAAAAUCAAGGCCAUCAAGUAUAGCAUCGUCAUCAUUCUCGCCUUCAUCUGCUGUUGGAGUCCGUACUUCCUCUUCGACAUUUUGGACAAUUUCAGCCUCCUGCCAAACACAAAGGAGCGUUUCUAUGCCUCUGUGAUCAUUCAGAACCUGCCAGCUUUGAAUAGUGCCGUCAACCCCCUCAUCUACUGUGUUUUCAGCAGCUCCAUCUGCUUCCCCUGUGGGGAGCAAAGAUCACGGGAUUCCAGAAUGACAUGUCGGAAGAGAACUGAGGGGCAUGAGAUGCAGGUUCUGUCCAAGCCGGAAUUCAUGUAG